This is a messenger RNA of Chaetomium globosum CBS 148.51, 3582 nucleotides long. RefSeq lists its product as uncharacterized. Gene Ontology annotation, biological process: phosphorelay signal transduction system; protein autophosphorylation. NCBI's taxonomy places the organism in Eukaryota, Fungi, Ascomycota, Sordariomycetes, Sordariales, Chaetomiaceae. Bases 1 to 3582 code for a protein of 1193 amino acids. The record is from RefSeq and is a predicted model, not a curated record. The transcript is spliced from 2 exons. Gene Ontology annotation, molecular function: histidine phosphotransfer kinase activity; phosphorelay sensor kinase activity.
AUGUCCACCCCUGUGGAUAAUCUUGGUGCAUUAGCGCUGGCGUCUUCUCAGGCGGGCCAAGUCGAGAUCUCUGAGCGUGCCAGGGAGCGCGAAAUUGCAGCCUACCUCUCCGCUGCCUCGUUCCCCCCGGGGAUGCCAACUGCUUUUCAAGAGACGGCAUUGCUCUGCACCGAUCCCACUCUCAAUGCCCUCACCCAAUUAGGCGCCCUCCGCCUCAAUGUCGACCGCGCGUUCGUCUCGCUCAUCGACCGCCGGUAUCAGUAUGUCGUCUCCGAGGUUACCAGAACGCACUCGUUCGUCGGCAUGAAGUGCGCCCCCGGUGACACCGUGGCGAUAGGCGUCUGCAAGCUCCGCAACUGUGACGGCAUCUGCCCUGCCACCAUGAUGGCUUUCAUGGACGAGACGGGAGAGUGGGUGAAGACCGGCCCAGAUGUCAUCGCCAACCGGACGCGCUACAUCAUCAACGAUUUCCGGACCCACCCCGACUACAAGGACCGACCGUACGUGACGGGCUAUCCGCAUUUCACCUCCUACCUCGAAGUCCCGCUCGUGUCCCCGUUGGGUUAUCUUCUGGGAAGCUAUUGCGUCGUCGACAGCAAGCAGAACAAUUUUGACAAGGACGAGCUCGUCGAGAUCAUGAACGAGAUUGCCGCCACCAUCAUGGCCCACCUCGAAAACGUGAGGAUCAAGCAGAGCCGGGACAGGUCUGAACAGCUGAUCCAGGGCUUAAGCGGCUUUAUACGACAAGACCCGCCCAUCGGCCCCGGGCCGGCCCCAGAGAGCGCCGCACCCGAGGGAGCGGAGUCGACACUGGACCUGCAUGGCUCGACCGCUUCCAGUAGGCUAGGUCGGAACGACCCCACCCGAACGGCAUCGUCGCAUGACCUGGAGUCAUCCGACCCGCGACCAAGGAUGGCCUCACUGCCGUCCCAAGAGUCUGCAACAUCCGCUUUGUCACUCGCUUCUCCACAGCAAGGCCGUUCAGAGACGCCUCCGACUACCCCUCGAGAUGACCCGGCCGACAACCCCAUGGAGCAACAACUCGAGGCGGCAAUCGCUCAAGCGGCCGCAGAGGCUGCCGCACCACGGCCGCCGAGCGCCCUGUCCGAAGACUCGGAGCCACACGGCUUCAUCAGCUCGGCCAACAUCAAGACCACCUUUUUCAGGGCGGCGGCCACGAUCCGGCGUUCCAUGGACAUGGAUGGUCUCAUGUUUCUCGAUGCCGUGCCUAGCUCCUAUCUCGACCGGCCGAACCAACCAUUGCUCGACUCGAGAGAAUCGUCACCGAGCCGGGCCGAGGGACCGUUUUGCGCGGCAAUCGUCAAGUCCGUCGCCGGCCAGGGAGCCGAGACCGUGACCCAUUCAACCCAUAUCCCACUUCCCGAAGUUUCGCUCCAGAGAUUUAUUCGAGCCUAUCCAAACGGCCACGUGUUUACCGCCGACGAGCUAGGUCCCAUCGAUGACAGUUACGGCGUUGGAAAGCUCUUCGAGUCUCGGCGCAAGGCAGACCAAGAGGGCUUGCGCCUGCGAAGCGACAUCGCCGCGCUCUUCCGCGUGUUGCCGGCCGCGAAGUACGUCAUUUUUUUGCCUCUGUGGCACUUUCAGCGGGAGUGUUGGUACGCCGCCACGCUCGGCUGGGUCGAGGAUCCCACGCGGGCGCUCAAUCUCGGCGAUGUCGGUCUGGUCUCAGCCUUUGGGAACUCGGUAAUGGCCGAGGUCUCGCGCUUAGAAGCGCUGGCUGCGAGCCGCGCCAAGUCCGACUUCGUCUCCUCACUCAGCCACGAGCUGCGGAGCCCACUUCACGGCAUCAUGGCGAGUAGCGAGCUGGUCCGCGAGAGCAUUUCGGAGCGCCCGCUCUUGGCGACGUUGGACAUGCUCGACUCGUGCGCCACGACACUGCUCGAUACCUUCAACAACCUACUCGACCACGCUGUCGUGACGCAUUCCGGACGGCGCGGCGGCGCUGGGGCACCCGCCAUUUCCGACAUGCAAGACACAGACUUGGGGAAAUUAGUCGAGGAUGUCGUCGACGUCGUCCGCGUCGGGCACCUCUCCGGAAACGCCCUGCAAAUGCAGGCUUCGCCUACCCGGCACAGACUCACCAAUGCGGAACACGGCUUCCUGGAACACCCGAUUCUCAUAACCGUUCAUAUUGCCCGACGCCCAUGGAAGCUUCCCUUCAACGUAGGCGCCUGGAAACGGAUCGUCAUGAACAUAUUCGGAAAUGCGAUCAAGUACACCAGCGCCGGUCGUAUCGAGGUCGGGCUUAAGGUCGUCAAGCGGACAGACAGGGUUGGAAAUGUUGUCGAUUAUGUCUCGUUCACCGUAGAGGACACGGGCGCCGGCAUGAGUUCCGACUACAUCAAAUACCGCUUGUUUACGCCGUUUUCCCAGGAAGACAGCCAUGCCCCAGGCAUGGGCUUGGGCCUCAGUAUUGUGCGGCAACUCGUUAGUGACCUCGGCGGCGCCGUCAACAUCAAGAGCUCGCUGGGCAUUGGCACCCUCGUCGAGGUUUUGGUUCCGUUCGGCGAGCAUGUUCCGGUCAUUACCGAUCAGCUCGCCGCCGACCGGGAGAUAUCGGAGCUCCGUGGGCGGACCUUGUGUUUUGUCGCAGCCGACGCCUGCGCAGCUGUGCCCGGGGCAGAGUUUCAGGUUAGUGACAAGUCCCGGGACUGGUCCAACAUCGUCCAGAAAGCCAUUAGCGCCAAUGCAGGUGCCUUUCUUGGGAUGCAGGUGGUGGUCGGGACCAAGGAUUGCCCGGCGCCGAGCGCGGACGUCUACAUUUUGGACAGCAGCAUGUUGGCCCAGCAAACGAAGGAGUGCCGCGACAGGGUCCUGCAGACCUGGCAGGCGCGCGCCACGCCGCUCGUGGUGCUCUGCUCAGGGUCAUCCUCGUGUUUCAAGCAGCAGCUCACAAAUGGCCAUGACCAUGGCCUUCACUUGCACCAUCCUAUCGGCCCGAGGAAGCUCGCCGCGGUUUUCCGGUCGGCACUACACGCCAAGUUUGAUGAUACGCUGAAUGCCCAGGCGAGAGACCAAGCAUGCAACUCGCUGUCCGAUCAGACCACUUUGCCAUUAUGGAGCAAGGAGCCGGCUUUACCACCGCCUAAUACAUCGUCCGGAAACACGGCCGGGCCGGAUUCCACAGAAAUAAGCGCUUCACAACCGCAGCCGACAAGCGGCCCCCAUCUCCUUCUUGUCGACGACAACCCUAUCAAUCUCAAACUCCUGACACAACUCGUUCGCAAGCUGAAACACACGUUCGCAACCGCAAAUAAUGGCCUCGAGGCCGUGCAGCUGUACAAGAAAUCCCUGGAGGGGCAGGCGAACCGCUUCGACUUAAUUUUUAUGGACAUCAGUAUGCCCGUGAUGAACGGAUUCGAGGCCACUCGUGAGAUACGGCAGCUUGAGCUUGCCGUCGGGGUGGGCCGAUGCAAAAUCGUCGCCUUGACGGGCCUCCGCAGCGACGUGAACGGGGCCGAAGCGACCGCAAGCGGCUUGGACUUGUUCUUGACGAAGCCUGUCAAGUUGAAUACCAUUAGGCAGUUAUUGGAUGAGAUCCGGGAGGGAGGCGGAGGGUAG